CUGCUCGGCUCCACACCGCCCUGCUCACUCAGCCGGGACUGGCGCUCAGCCCCGUCCCAGGCCGACGCCGCUGUCAGUUUGCCUUCGUCCAGCCGACGCCAGGACGCCUCCGAAGGUCUCUGUGCUAGGAAGCAACCUCCUCCGCAGGAAGAUCAGCCUUGGCAGUAGCUGCUCGGAUGGACUGAGUCGGAGCGAAGCUUCUAGAGUCUCCAGAAACGGUGGCGCUCUGCUGCCACCCAGAGGCCACCAGCCGCGAUGACAGCCCGUGGACCAGAGUGGCCUCUCCGGAAACCUUGGCCAACAGGCUGCCAAUCGGAGUAGGUCCCCAAGAAAGGUGGCUGUGCGGGAGCCAUCAGGACUGACCAGGGUGGCCGUGCCUCCCUUGGGAGAAGCCGAAUGACAAGGAAAACCUUGAGUUGCUUCGAGUAUAAGAUUUCCUGGGGUGAGCUGGAGGAAGCCCUCGUCAAUACAAAUCAGCAUCUGAACUGAAACACAGGUUUGUCCUUUCUCAGGGACACACGAGAGAGAGCCAUUGCCAAGGACCAGGGUGUUACCAGAGCCCACCAAAUGCACCUGCACAGAUUUCCAUCCAUCAUGACUGCCAUCCGACUGCGAGAAUUUGCUGACCGUCGCCCAGUGAUCCCACCCAGUUUAUUCAUUGCCCGUCAAGGAAAGGAUCUCCAAGGCUAUUACCCUGGGCAACUAGCAAGAUGUCACAUUGCUCAUGGUGUGAAGAAAGCUUCCAGACCACUCAUAGACUUGGCCAUGCCUCCUCCCAAGAGACAAAGUCCACAUCACCCUCAACUAGACCAACAAACACUCAUUCGAUAUAUUUGCUUUCGAAGACAUUCAAGACCUGCUGAACCAUGGUAUAAAGAAACCACUUACCAAAGAGACUAUUCUCUGCCAUUUUACAAGCUUGAUUGGGACCAGAAAUUGACAACGAUUUCACUGAAUCCGCAGCCACUUAAUUUGCCACCAGAGCUCUACAUUUGUGAAGAGAGAUGUGGCUUUGAAAGAAAUGCUUUAAAAUGAAGAUAACCAUGGAAUUUGAACAAAAAACAUGUGGUGGUAUCUUAGAAAAAAACUGGGAGAAUAAAGUAACAACACCCAUUUGGGUCAUGCACGGAGUCCCUCCUUGAGGGCUCUCUGGCCCUUCGUUCAAGGGACUCGGGUUCAACACACUGGCUCAAGGCUGGAACUGACCGAGGGGCCAGGGCUGUCUGUUCUUAUGAUCUGAGCUGGGCUUUUGUUUCACUUGAUCUACAUCUAUACGGGCUAAGUAAGAAUCAGGGAGACAUCCUAUCUAUUUCAUUCCUAGAAACAUCAUGAUUAACCAGCCAGUGCUGUAAGUCUUUACGAGUCAAGACUAUUUUGAUUGCUAUUGUAACCCCGUCACCAAUCCUGUCCACACUUAGCAGGUGGAGUAAUCUCCAAUUAUUCCCACUGCAUUUAUGUUUUCUGGUUGAGUGGUGGUGGUUGCCCAUCUAAGUUUGGUUCUAGCAAGAAGAACCACCAGGGGGCUCUUCAAGGAUCCUGUUGCUU
This is a messenger RNA of Ochotona curzoniae (black-lipped pika), 1545 nucleotides long. RefSeq names its product chromosome unknown C1orf100 homolog (gene SPMIP3). The coding region runs from base 568 to 1035 and encodes 155 amino acids. The transcript is spliced from 5 exons. Lineage: Eukaryota; Metazoa; Chordata; Mammalia; Lagomorpha; Ochotonidae. The record is from RefSeq and is a predicted model, not a curated record.